UAAGAGUUGAAUAAACACAAAAUGACUUCCAAUGAUAAUCCCUUGUUACAAAAUGAUAGCCAUAUUAACCAUGAGCCUCAAGAGCAAGGCAAACAAUGUACAGAAGCAGAUGUAAGACCAAAAGAAACUGUAAAGUAUGCUGUAACUGAUCAAGCUAAAACAGAGAUUAGAAAAUCCUCCCGUGAAAGACAUUUUACACCUAAAAUGCAGGAGCUAAAAGAGCAAGAAUUGGUCCAAAAGGAAAGAAAGUUCCAGUCAGUCUACGACAAGUGGAAAAUUAAAGUAAGAGACAUUCGCACAAGAUUUAAGGAAGAAUGCCCAGAAAAAGACUUAUACAGCAUGAUGGAUGAUGUUGAAUUGUUUGAUUCUGAAUUGAAAGAACUGUAUGACGAUAUCAGAAAGCAAACAGCCCCAAAUCAAGAAAUUCGGAGGAAAGUUGAUGCAUGCUCUGCUGUAACUUUGGACUUGAUGCGGUUAAUGAGAAUACGGCUAACAGAGGAUGCAAGUGAGUUUGAUGCGGUAGCAGAAAAGGCAAGAUUACGCAUGCUCCUUGACAAUGAAUAUGCCAGAUCAAUAUAUGGAUCUACCACCUCCAGAGUAACUGCACGCAGCCCUCAUUCUGACCAUUUCUCAGAGUCAACCAGCAUCUCUCACAAGAGAGCCGAGACAGCCGCACAGCUAGCUGCAAAGAAAGCUGAAAUUGAAAUGGAAGAUGCUAUUGAAGCUCAUCGUCAACAACUGAAAAGGCUUGAAAACCAAAGAGACAUUGAAGUAAUGCAAGCAAAGCUGAAGGUUUACACUGAAGAGGAGAUCAAAGACAAAAAUGAGAAAUGUGCACAUGGUAAAGUAAGUUCUAGCCUGUCCACCUCUUAUAUUGAAUGUCACAGUGAUGCCCAGCCAGUCACAAAAAAUGAGUCAGCCAUUGUGCAGGCAGUUCAAGAGUCAAUAGCUCUUACUCGGUUACCUGCUCCAGAGCCUACUGUGUUUUAUGGUGACCCUCUAAAGUUUAUAGAGUGGAGCACAAGCUUUAAAGCUCUUAUAGAAAGACGCUGCUCAAAUCCUGCAGACAGGCUAUUUUACCUGCAAAGAUACAUUGCAGGAGAGGCAAAAUCCACACUUGAAGGCAGCUUCUACCGGAAAGAUGAAGAAGCCUAUAAGCAAGCAUGGGACAGGCUCGAUGCAAGAUAUGGACAUUCAUUUAUAGUGCAACGUGCUUUUAGAGAGAAACUUAACAAAUGGCCAAAAAUUGGUGGAAAAGAGUAUGUCAAACUGAGAGAGUUCAGUGAUUUCCUGCAAACAUGUAGCAAUGCAAUGCCUCACAUAAAAGGUCUACAAGUGCUAAAUGACUGUGAGGAGAACCAGAAGUUGCUGGUCAAACUCCCAGAUUGGAUAACAUCCAGGUGGAAUCGCUAUGUAACAGAACAGCUAGAUCAAGGUAAGGACUAUCCAAGCUUCCAAGACUUUGCUUCCUUUAUCUCUAAGGAGGCACGCAUAGCUUGUAACCCAGUGUCGUCCUUACAUGUUCUAAAGCCACCUGCAGAAAUCCCAGUAAGAGAAGCAAAACGCACAAAAGCAAAUGCAUUUGUCACUAAUGUAAAGGCUUCAGACACCUCAGCCACUGCAACUAAGCCUAAUAUAGAGGAAAUCAAGCCAAGAGACUCUGAUAAACAAAAGAAAAGAGACAUACCACCACAAAUCUCAAGCCUGAGCAAGUGCAUUUGUUGUGGAGAAAACCACACCGUACACAAAUGUCCAAAGCUAACAGAAAUGUCUGCGGAUGACAAGAGAAAAUUUGUUCAUGAAAACAAACUGUGUUUUGCAUGCUUGAGGAAAGGUCAUAAUUCUAGAGACUGUAAAAACAGAGCCAUACGAACCUGA
Archocentrus centrarchus (flier cichlid) is the source of this 1878-nucleotide messenger RNA. RefSeq lists its product as uncharacterized. The record is from RefSeq and is a predicted model, not a curated record. NCBI's taxonomy places the organism in Eukaryota, Metazoa, Chordata, Actinopteri, Cichliformes, Cichlidae. The coding region runs from base 22 to 1878 and encodes 618 amino acids. The transcript has 3 exons. Gene Ontology annotation, molecular function: nucleic acid binding; zinc ion binding.